Desarmillaria tabescens is the source of this 1869-nucleotide messenger RNA. RefSeq names its product alcohol oxidase. The coding region runs from base 1 to 1644 and encodes 547 amino acids. Lineage: Eukaryota; Fungi; Basidiomycota; Agaricomycetes; Agaricales; Physalacriaceae. The transcript is spliced from 9 exons. Gene Ontology annotation, molecular function: oxidoreductase activity, acting on CH-OH group of donors; flavin adenine dinucleotide binding. The record is from RefSeq and is a predicted model, not a curated record.
AUGCUCGGAAGUAUCCGGAUCUGCUCUGGAAUUGAGCUGGGGGACGUAUCCCGCUCUGCGGCACCCACAUAUGACUAUAUCAUUGUCGGUGGUGGUACAGCAGGUUGCUGCCUCGCAUCUCGACUCAGCGAGGAUCCAAAUGUUACCGUCCUCCUGAUCGAGCGAGGAGGCGUCGCCGAUACUUGGGCCAAUACAGUACCCCUCAUAUCUUCAAACAUAUUCAAGAAAGAUGGCAUAGCCAAGCCUUUGGACUCCGAGCCACAAAAACAUGCAGACGACCGCGUUAUUGCUCUGAUGCGGGGCCAAGCAUUAGGAGGUACCUCACGAGUGAACGGCAUGGCUUAUACUCGUGACGUUGCCGCCGACUUUAAUCGCUGGCGGGAUAUGGGGCACCCAGAUUGGAGCUACGAGAAGAUGCUUCCAUUCUUCGUAAAAUCCGAAGCAGCCCUUAGCCAUCCCGACUCGAAGUUUCGAGGCAAGAAAGGUCCAUGGGUGAAUCAGACUUUUCCUCACGCUAAAGAGGCGGCAAAGAGCUUUGGAAUCCCAUUUUAUCCUGAUUGCAACGAUCCUUCGUUGCCAUCCAUUAGCUGUGCUCCAAUCGACAUCACCGUAAAUCAAAACAUGAGGCGUUGUUCAACCUAUUCCGCCUUUCUGCCGCCGCCUCUGGCUCGUUCCCGCAAGGAUCGUCUCAAGAUCUGCACUGAUACGGUUGCAGAGCGCCUAGUCUUCAGUCACAACUCUGAAGGGCGGCCACGAGCUACUGGCGUUGAGUUUGGGCACCGAGAUGGAACUGGCGUCUCCUACUUUGCAAAGGCCAGGAAGGAAGUUGUUGUGUCUUGUGGCGCCCUCGAAUCAGCUCAACUCCUUCUCCUCAGUGGCAUUGGCCCAGCCAAUCAUCUCAAAAGCUAUGGAAUCGAAGUCGUCCUCGAUAAUCCCGGUGUGGGCAACAAUCUAAAAGACCACGUCGACGUGCCUGUGAUGUGGAAUAUCCCACUUGGCGAGUCUAUUCACGUCAUCCUCGAGAAACCAUGGCGAGCAUGUGCCGAAUUGUUCAAAUACCUGCUUUCAAGGAAAGGUGUUUUCAGCGACCCUUUUGUGCAUGAGGCUAUUUUCCUGCCGUCAAGAUUUCUGAAUCUUGACGCGACGCUUCCAAAAAAUAGACCCGACCUCGAGAUAAAGCCGAUGCCGAUAUAUGGCAUGGACCCGCCGCGCAAUGCCACGACGGUUCAUGUGAAGGAAGGUGUUAUGAAUUUCAUGGUCUGCCUUCUACAGCCAAAGUCUUCCGGUUUCGUCCGACUGAACUCUCCUGAUCCUUAUGACAAAGUAAAGUGCGACCUCGGGAUGCUUUCCGACCCCGAAGACAUAGCCAUCUUGACUAAAGGCGUUCGUCUUUCAUUAAACCUAGCCGAACAGAUCCAAGCGCAAGGAUAUCCUAUCAAGACAUACCAUCGUCCGAGUUCAGACCCAGACGCUGACAUCGAGACGUACAUUCGGGCAUACGCAAGGAGUGGGUACCACUACAGCUCUACGUGCUGGAUGGCUCCAUUUGAUAGCACGCAUCUGGCUCAUCCGAUGGCGCCUAUCGUCGCUAUUGCAGAGAAGUGUGCGUGGUCAAUUAGGAGCGCCCAAUUCAAGUCGAAAUAAGCGAAUACAUACGAUGUCCUGCUUCUCUUCACAAUUUUUUCUUUGAGUUUGUAAAGUUUAAAACAUAUCGAGGGCUCUGAAGGACGAACAUGAUUAUUUAAUUAAUUCAGUCCGAACGCGCAUUUUUGGCGUACAGACACUUGUCGAUUUCCGAGCACUGUAGUGGCGGUUUUCUCCCUCUAUACAAUUUCCUUCAGGACGACCGAAUCUCCGUAGAUUGUGUUG